CCAACACGAUUGCUCUGUCUUUCACGCACUCCUCUUCUUAGCACUGCAAAGCUCUGCAAUCUUCCACUAUCAAAAGCAGUGAAAUAUAGCCGUUUUUCAUCCCUUUCCUCUUCUCCUUCUUUCUCUCUCUAUCCAUUUUCAACGCUCUCUUAGGCCUCUCCCCUGAUAAUGUAAACACAGUGAAGUCUUUCAUCUCUUAAUUCGUGUUCUACCCACUCAAGAUUCAGUGGAAUGGCUCCCAUUCGUAACUUAUUCUUCAUCUUUCUUCUUCCUAUUUGCCUGUUUGUAACCCUUUCCUCGGCUGCAGAUCCGUUUGCUUUCUUUAAUUUUGAAGUCUCCUACAUCACUGCUUCUCCUCUGGGUGUUCCUCAACAGGUUAUUGCUAUAAAUGGGAAGUUUCCUGGUCCUCCUAUCAAUGUAACUACCAACAACAAUGUAGUUAUCAAUGUCCGGAACAAGUUGGAUGAGAGCCUCCUCAUGCAUUGGUCUGGAGUUCAACAGCGGAGAAGUUCAUGGCAAGAUGGUGUUCUUGGAACUAAUUGUCCAAUUCCUCCCAAGUGGAACUGGACUUACCAGUUUCAAGUUAAGGAUCAGAUAGGGAGCUUCUUUUACUUUCCAUCGCUCCAUUUCCAGAGAGCGUCGGGUGGAUUCGGUGGCAUUAUUAUUAACAACAGACCUAUAAUCCCCAUUCCUUUUGCUACCCCAGAUGGAGACAUUGUAAUUUUGAUUGGUGAUUGGUACACCAGGAAUCACACGGCUUUGAGAAAAACCCUUGAUGAUGGGAAGGAUCUUGGAAUGCCACAUGGUGUUCUCAUCAAUGGAAAAGGCCCUUACAGAUAUAACGACACGCUAGUCCCUGAUGGUAUCGAACACGAAACAAUUGAAGUUCAUCCAGGGAAGACGUACCGGAUUCGCGUGCACAAUGUUGGAAUAUCUACUAGUCUGAAUUUCAGGAUACAAAACCACAAUCUUCUAUUAGCAGAAACAGAGGGGUCAUAUACAGUGCAACAGAAUUAUACUAGCUUAGAUAUACAUGUAGGACAGUCAUAUUCAUUUUUGGUAACCAUGGAUCAGAACGCGAGCACUGAUUAUUACAUUGUAGCUAGUGCUCGGUUUGUCAACGAGUCUCUUUGGAAAAGAGUUACCGGUGUUGCUAUCUUGCAUUACUCUAAUUCCAAAGGAAAGGCAGCUGGUCCCCUUCCGGAAGCACCAAAUGAUGAAUUUGAUAAAACUUUCUCAAUGAACCAGGCAAGAUCAAUCAGAUGGAAUGUAUCCGCAAGUGGUGCUCGUCCCAAUCCUCAAGGAUCAUUCAGAUAUGGCUCGAUUAAUGUUACCGAUGUUUACGUCUUGCAAAAUAAACCUCCUGUGUCGAUCAGUGGCAAACAGAGAACAACGCUAAAUGGAAUCUCGUUUGUCAAUCCAUCCACACCAAUCAGAUUGGCUGACCAAUUCAAGUUAAAGGGUGUUUAUAAGCUCGACUUUCCCACUAGGCCACUUACAGGACCACCAAAGACAGAGACAUCAGUGAUUAAUGGAACCUAUAGAGGGUUUAUGGAGAUUGUACUGCAGAAUAACGACACCAAGAUGCAGAGCUAUCACAUGAACGGAUACGCCUUCUUUGUCGUGGGGAUGGACUAUGGCGAGUGGACUGAGAAUAGCAGGGGCACAUACAAUAAAUGGGAUGGAAUAGCUCGCUCAACAAUUCAGGUUUAUCCGGGAGCAUGGACAGCCAUCUUGAUAUCUCUCGACAAUGUCGGAGUUUGGAACAUCAGGACAGAAAAUCUCGACUCAUGGUAUCUUGGGCAAGAGACAUACGUUCGGGUUGUCAAUCCUGAGGCGACUAACAAAACUGAACUGCCUAUGCCAGACAAUGCACUGUUUUGUGGUCAGCUUGGUAAAUUACAGAAGCCACAAGAUAUCUCUUCUGCAACACCAAUCAUGGGCGGUAAAUUGACGAUGCUAUUCACUCUGCUGACAAUCUUCUCCACUGUAAUAUCUGCUUUGCGCUAAGCAUCGUUGCUCUAUGCCUGCUCGUGUUAGUAAGUUGUCGGGCAUGUCGGGUUUGUGGUUGAGUGUGUGUGUAGGUCUGUAAGUCUUGUGGAUACCCAAUUUUUCAUGAUUUUUGCAUAGCAUUUUUUCCAACAUGCAAGCUGUAGAAGAUGUAUCUUUGAUUUUCGUUGUCCAUUCGAUUUGGAUUAAUCAUUCUUUCGAUUCUCGAGUCAUGAUACACGAACUGUACCUUCAAUGAUCCAUCUAUUUUCAUUACCACUGC
Molecule: messenger RNA, 2272 nt
Organism: Cucurbita pepo subsp. pepo (vegetable marrow)
Lineage: Eukaryota; Viridiplantae; Streptophyta; Magnoliopsida; Cucurbitales; Cucurbitaceae
Product: monocopper oxidase-like protein SKU5
Cellular component (GO): plasma membrane
Molecular function (GO): oxidoreductase activity; copper ion binding
Source: RefSeq, a predicted model, not a curated record